This is a messenger RNA of Prorocentrum cordatum, 653 nucleotides long. The record is from the annotation of a GenBank genome assembly. NCBI's taxonomy places the organism in Eukaryota, Dinophyceae, Prorocentrales, Prorocentraceae.
GACGUGUCAACCAGACGGGUUCCACCCGCGCCAUUUUAGCAUGGCCAGCGAUGCUUGCCUACAGGUGUUGGCCCUUCUUUACCAGCUCAUGGACGUCACAAGGACGACCUCGGCAGUUAUGCACAUGAAGUCAAUGCUCUUGGCCAGGAAGCACAAGGGCCCGGGCAGAAGAGGCAUCGCCUUCUUCUCGGCGACGCUCUGGGUCAAGGGCAAAAUCUUUGGACGCGAAUGCAAGGACUGGGAGGCCAAUCAGGGCAUAGGCCCGCAUUUCUCAACAACGCAAAGAAGAUCGCCUGAAGACACAGUGUGGAGACAGUCGAUGCGAAGCGAGCUGGCAGCAGGCAAAGGACACCACAUCCUCAAGAUUCUAUGGGAUCAGAAGUCUUACUGCGAGACCACAGACCACGUAACCAUGGUCAAGCAAUUAGAGUACACCCGGACCCAGCUCACAUCUCUUUUCAAUUUGCACGUUUACAGGUGGCCGAGAAGGCUAUUGCUGGACGGUUGCGCUUCGGCCUGCAAGUACCCGCGAAGAGGGCAGUUUCUUGCGCAGGAAGUUCUGAGCGGUCUGCCCAUCGGCGGCUCCUUAGGACGAGGCCCGGAACCACCGAGAAACCGUUUGGGAUAGGAAAGUCUAGGCGGUUUGCCCAUGC